GUGCGCAGACUUCGCGUCGCUAGGCGGGUGGAGCAAGGGCGGCGAUUCCCAGUGCGGCGGACGCACCGGUAGCUGGCUUUGCGCUGCUCAGCUGAUCCUGACGUCGCUUCUAGGCCGCCAUGGCUGAGAAGCAAGCCGGCUUGUCCGGAGAGCCGGAUUCUGCCUCUACGGUCACUGCCAAAACAGGACCUAAGGUGUCCUCCCCUGGGACCGCGGAGCCCGGGGACUAUGACAGCAACUGCGUGUUCUGCCGCGUGGCGGCGGGUCAGGAACCUGAAACUGAACUCUUUCCCUGUGAGAAUGAAGACCUGGUUUGUUUCAAAGAUAUCAAACCAGCAGCACUUUAUCAUUACCUUGUGGUGCCAAAGAAGCAUAUUGGAAGUUGCAAAGAGCUGAACAAAGAUCACAUAGAAAUGGUUGAGAGCAUGGUAGCUGCUGGGAAAACCAUGCUUGAGAGGAAUAAUUUCACAGACUUCACAGAUGUGAGAAUGGGUUUCCAUGUGCCUCCGUUUUGCUCUAUCUCCCAUCUGCACCUUCAUGUGAUCGCACCAGUCAAAGAGUUUGGCUUCUUAUCAAAACUGGUUUACAGGCGGGAUUCCUAUUGGUUCAUCACAGUUGAUUAUUUGCUUGAAAAACUAAGAAAAUGAAAAUGUGAACCAUGGACAAGUUCCUUCCCUGACUCAGAAGAUCUAUUGGUUUGCUCUUUAAAGCCUAAUUGCAGCCUGAAGGUUUGCUGGCUCACACAUGACACUACCACUGAGUAGCCUUACAAUCUUUCUGAAUAUCUGUUUUCUGACAUAUGUCAUAGUUAUGUGAGAAGUUUCUCACAGAUUUUUCUUUUUUUAAAAAGAUUUACUUAUUUUAUGUCUGAGUAGACUGUAGUUGUCUUCAGACACACCAGAAGGGGGCGUCAGAUCACAUUGCGGGUGGUUGUGAGUCACCAUGUGGUUGCUGGGAGUUAAACUCAGGACCUCUGGAAGAGCAGUCAGUGCUCUUAACCACUGAGCCAUCGCACCAGCCCAACUUCUUUGUUUCAAUGUUUGUUUAUGUAAGGUUUUCUGCUUAAGAUACUACAGCUAAAAGUCCAUUUAAUACAAAGUCUGCUGAUCAAGAUUCAUCCUAUAUAUUUUUUAAAAGUUCAAGUUUCAUUUAUUAAUGGUCUUAAUAAUUUGUGAUGAAUAAAGUGGCAUAAAAAUUUUGAACCUUUAUUACGGUGAAGGAGAAAAAUUAGCCAUUUUAUGAUAGUUCUAUAGUCUUACACAUAAAUUUUCAAAAUAAACAAUACCAUGUCACCAGUAUUGUGUGAUCGUGAUGAUAGAAGUAGUUAUGUAUGUGUCAUUUUGUAACUGGUUUCAUACAUACACAUAUACACACACACACACAAACACAGACAUACACACACACACACACACACAAACACAGACAUACACACACACACACACAUAUACACACACAAACAUUUCUCCUUAGCCAUAGGAAAGUGAUUCUCUGAGUUUCUCUGAGUACACAAAACCCAGAAUAAUACAUCCAAUAUAAUAAACCCAAAACCCAUAAUACAUCCUGUGCUUUUUCAUUAUAUGGAUACCAUAAAUAAAUAGUUUAUAAUAAGCAUAGUAAGAGAUUAAUGACAAUGUUAAUAAAAUAGAAGUUACAACAGUGUACAAUUAAAAUACUGCCAAUGUUUAUGAUUGUACUUUGUUGCCAUAUUAAGUUGAAGAUAGCUACUCUGAUGCUAUGACAGUUAACCUAAUAACCGAGGUGCGUACUGUAAGUGAGUAGUGUAUACAGACUGUGGGGAUGGUUCUCAGCCCAGGUAGGGUAGAGAGGAAUGGUGUGAGGUUUCAUUUGCCUGCGCAGAAUUGCAUGUAGUUUAUGAUAUGUGGAUUGUUUAUUUCCGGCACUUUCAUUUACUAUUUGGGAUUAUCCAUAGGUAACUGAAACUAUAAAAAUUAGGUUACAAAAGGUGAAGGUUUAGAUAAGAGGGAGCUACUUUAAUGUAGGUUUAAAUGAAUAUAAUAGCCAGCAACAGUUUUUCUUAACAAAAUGAAAUGUGCAGUUUUCCCUGUCAGGAGACCAGGAAGAAACACAAAUUAGUAAUGUAUGAAAAGUAACUGAAACUGUUGCCCUAUGGUAUGGUUUUUAUCAAAAGAAAAUGAAGUUAAGUAGUGGUUAGAUCAACUCUUAUUUUGGAAAAGACUCGAUUUAAAAUAGAAACAUAGAUAAAGAAGUUUACCUUGAUAACAUAGUGCUAAUAGUAUUGGUAUAUCACUCAGUGAUAGUUUAUUGGGAGUUGUUCUGGAGGUAGGAACAGACACAGUAGUGACUGAAGAGGAUGAGGUGGCGAAAGCCAAUUAGACAUUGUGCCAAUGUCUAAGUAGUGUUAUGUAUGCGUGCAGCAAGAAAGAAGCAUAAAAACUAAUGCCUUAUAGAGAUCUUCUAAGAGUUCUGGCUUUUUUUUUUGAUCGUUUUGGCAUGCUAUUAUGCAAUUUUAAGUAACAAACUACUUACUGCAGUGAUUGGUUAUAAUAUCUAUAGUUAAGUGUUCUGUAGUAUGAUUAAAAUUCAUUAAUUUAGCAAAUAAUUUUUAAUAUUUAAUGAGUGUCAAACACACUGAGAUCCAGAACUAAAGAAAUAAUACCAUUCAUCCUGUGUUCUGUUGCCAAUGCUAUGGGAGUAAGACAAAAAUAAUUUAUUAGAUUUUAAAUAAAUGUCUUAAGUUUGGUAAUGUCCAGGCAUGAAAGGGAAACUUGAUGAGAAUAGGAAGUAGGUAGCAGACAUCGAAAUUUAAGGCUCAGUGUUAAGCAGACUGAUGAUGGGAAAGCUGACAACCUUGAGUUCUGUUUACACUGUUGAUUUAUACAAACUUCUGAAUGCCUGUUUACUCACUAGAAAUAGAGAAAGAGGCUAUGGGUUCCCAAAAUUAAACAUAUAGGUUUCACAGCACUGCCUUGUGUAAGAGCUUUCUGAUUAUUUAUAUAGCUGACAAUUUUUUUUCUGUACUAGUAAAAAUAUGACAAACUUUGGGAAAGGUGCAACCUUUGCAUGUUUUUCGCUGUGAAUGUGCAGUGAUACAAUCGGACCCAUUAAUGAUAGUACAUGGAAGGUGGUUAAAGGGUUUUUCAGAUGCCUUUAGGGACCUUUAAAAACGUAAUUAGCUGGUUGAUUCUGUUUGUAUAGGUUUAUACCCUCUUAUGGGGCUCAGGGGUCUGGUGCUUACUGCCAGGUGAUGAAACCCUGAGGACCUAUGUUGGAUCUCUGGACCUAUGUACAGAUGAAACAAGAAAAUAAAGGAGUCUACAAAAUUG
Molecule: messenger RNA, 3305 nt
Organism: Apodemus sylvaticus (European woodmouse)
Lineage: Eukaryota; Metazoa; Chordata; Mammalia; Rodentia; Muridae
Gene: Hint3
Product: histidine triad nucleotide binding protein 3
Exons: 5
Coding region: 120-647 (175 amino acids)
Molecular function (GO): catalytic activity
Source: RefSeq, a predicted model, not a curated record